Salvelinus sp. IW2-2015 is the source of this 3900-nucleotide messenger RNA. RefSeq names its product keratinocyte differentiation factor 1. NCBI's taxonomy places the organism in Eukaryota, Metazoa, Chordata, Actinopteri, Salmoniformes, Salmonidae. Gene Ontology annotation, biological process: keratinocyte development; regulation of epidermal cell division. Gene Ontology annotation, cellular component: cell junction. The record is from RefSeq and is a predicted model, not a curated record.
CGGUCCCUAAACCACCUGAGCGCCAGAAAACAGAAUAUUGCCUUCUGUUCGACCCUGUUAAGGGAAGAGUUCAACUAUCGGUAAAAACAAAAGGUGUAUUUUGCUCUCUACCGUCAUCUGAUUCUACAUAUCACCCUAGGACGUUCCGUCGGACAGCUAUUGACGAGCGAACUCUGAAUAUCUAAAGUAGCCUAAAAAGUAAUUUACUGCGGUGAUAGAUUUUGGUUGGAGUAACUCUCUCGCUUUAUUACCUUGUCGCGCAGGUGAAAAACUGUUGUAGGAAGCAUUUGAGAAACGAAACUAUGCCGCGUCUUUUUUGUGGGUAAUUCAAUUUAAAAAAAUAAAAAWAAAAAUGUGAACUCUUCCUCUUUAUGGAAUAUAACCUUUCGGACGAAAACUCGGUGGAGAACCGCGAUCACCCUUCGGAUGCGGCCUUGGCUCUAGUGAGCCACCAUGCCCAGCAGCAUCACAGGGAGCCCCAGACCCUGGUCAGAGCCAGGGGGCCAGGUCGGCCUCGUCCCUGUGGAACCCAACCAUCUCCUCUACCGGGGCAGCAGCACCAGCCAGGAGUCCUGCUAUGAGGAGCGAUGUGUGGACCCGGUGGAGGUGAGGCACCACAAGGCCCACCGCGGGGAUGUGCAGAGCAAGGCGGCUGAGGAGAUCAUCGGCUUCAUCCCCGGAUCAGCAGACUCUCCUCCAGGGGAUCAUGGGUGUGGUCCUUGUGCCCCCUCCUCCCCAGGCAGCUGGAAGAACUGGGUGUGCAGCUUGCUGACCUGUGGACUCUACAUGGUGUGUCGGAGCACCAUCCUGGCCCCCAGUCCCACAGGGAGGUCCCCAGAUGACGAUCAGGAGAAGGUCAACCUCCGGGGUCUCCAGAGCUACCCUGGGGCCAACGACCCCCAAACCAGGAAGGAGGGCGGGGGUAGUGGCUCUGAUUGGUCGGAGGACAUCUACAUCAGAGGAGUCAAAGUGGACAUUCCCAAAAUGGAGGAGGAGCCGGUGGUCAUUACCAGGCCUCCGUUACACAAUGAAAGAGGUGGAGGAGGGAGACGGUACAGCCCUCCAUCCUACUCCUGGUAUGAGGGGGAUAUGGGUGAUCUGAGCAUGGGUGACGUGGACUCUCUGAUCACCCAGAAGCUUUUGGAGCUGUACUCUGAGUACCAGAUCGAGGAGCUGGCCCACUGCACCUCGGACUCAGUGUUCCUGAAGAAGACCGGUGAGAUCAGCCAGCUGAUCAGUGACCUGGCCGAGGAGCAUCAGCUUGAUGAGCAGGACGCAGAAGGUCGACUGGUCAAGGGCAUCAUCAGGAUCAGCACUAGGAAGAGCAAGAAGAGACCUCCGUACCAAAGGUCACAGAGGAGAACCUCCGACAGCGGAAACGAAACCAUGAGCAACUACCAAACAUCAACCAUCGGCAAUAACAAUGAUUACGAUAUCCAGAUAUCCAAGGAGACAGAUUCUGAUAUGAACGCUAGGAACAUGAGGAUGAACAGUGGAGCAGCAGAAAGUUCUGAACGUCAGAUGUCUGUGUUUGGCAUGCCCKUGCCCGGGACCUCAGUCAGAACAUGAUGAUCCAUCUUCAACACUACUGAUAUCAUGGAGCUACUCACCAGUCUCCAGCUGAAGAGGUUGGGAGCCAUACAGAUACACAUAUUAUAUGUUCUAUUUAAUUCUAUGUUGGAAACUUUAAGGAGCCUGAGAAUUGCACUAUGUUAAAUGAAGUGGGAGGAGUAUAAUGCGUAUGCAAACUCCUCUGAAGACCAUUGACUUUACUUUGAAGGCGAUAUUAUGAAUCGUGUCAUCUGUAUUUUGAAGGAUUAUAAUGUAAUCAGGGUAGUGAAUGUAUCUUUGAUUCUGGCAUAUUGUGCCCUUGUUUGGGGGUUGGCCUGUCUCAUAGAAAAGCCGCUGUAGACUUACUUACCAAACCCUUCCAGCAGCUCCCCCUGUUUUGUUGUCCGUUUCUCUUAUUGCCCUCCAAUUACAUCAGUGGUGGUGUGUGUUCCGUUACCCUUGAAAAACAACUAGCUAUUUUGAUAUGAAACUCGACUCUCCACUGCUGCCGGACCUCUUUCUGCAUUAUCACUUCAACCCACAACACUGACACGAGAAUCAGUUUCAAGGUAGUGUACUCACAUCCAGGGACUUGCAGGGUAAAGUAAACUGACUCGAGGAAGAUAGAUAACUGCACACUUGAUUGGUCAACGGUUUUAUAGUGCAACAUGUAGACACCAUGAACUAACCUGGAAUGUACUGGGGGCCAAAAAAACACUUGGAACGGAUGAAGAGGGAACACCUCAAAGACAAUGAAUGUUAUUGACGUAUUGGUGACUUUGAAAUACAAUUGUAGAUGUGCUUUUUGAUGCCAAGAGAAUAUCAUAGUCCUGUACCUAACUAGGUAAUAUUUUACUUGACACCCAGUGUCAUAAAAUGUUAUGACAUGGUCUUAACCAUGUCAUAUGUCACAACACUUGAUAUAUCCGGUCAUAAUAUGGUCAUUACACUGUCAUGACCCAUAUAUUUACACCUGUUGUGACAUAUAUUGUGUUAUUUUAUGGCUGGUUAUGGAAUCAAAACUCACAUUUAUUCAAAAUAGUUUUUUCCCCCGGAAGUGUCCUUUCGUUUUUAAAGAUUGUUUCUUAAAUCCUUUGUUGUUCUAAUGAAUUCUUUACAGUCAUGUUUUUGUUAUAUUUUAAGUAACUUGUAGAAAAUACUKUUUUUGACACUGUCAUGAAGCAUUAUGACCAUCAUCCUAUAAGUCACCUAUCGCGUACAUGCUGUUAUAUACGUCAUCAGUCAAAAAGAGAGUCUUGUCCUGCUCCUGAAAUCUGCAUCUGCGUUCAUCCCAGUCAUCAGCAACGGAGCGUUGGGGUAGGUGCAUGCCUGACAUCAAUGUGUGUGCAAUUACAGUGAUCAUUUCAUGUGGUCAAUUUCACACACAAAUAUAGAACAUGUCAACAGUGUAAUUGUGUAAUGGAAUGUUUUGCCUUGUGUGGUAGGUUUUGACACUCUUAUGUAGGUGUCAUAACCAGCCAUAAAAUAACGCAAWAUGUGUCACAUGUCAAAAUAUGUGUCAUGACAGGGAUAUGACCGUAUUAUAAAAGGUUAUGACAUAUUAAAACAUGGUUAUGACCAUGUCAUAACGUGUUAUGACGCUGGGUGUCAAGUGAAGUGUUACCCAUGACGGUAAUCCUAAUAUGUUUGUAUUGCUUUAAAAUUGGUUAGGGUCCAAAAUCUCUCACGAGCAUGUGGCCUGGUUAAUGAUUAACAUGAUCUCAUUGUAGACGCCAAUGACUAUAUACUUGAAAUUAAAUUGUAUAAUGUGUGCAUUUCUGUGAUUUAUAUAAAACUAUUUUAAAAAAGGGAUGCACAAGCAUAAAUUAAGUUGUAAAGGCAUUGAUGCCAUGCUAUUCUUGCGCAUUUUGUCUUCUGUUUUAUUGUGGCUGGUAUAAUGUUCCUCUCUAUGGGGAAAAUUCUUACUUCCACUUAAGUCUCAUUUUAGUUAUGUACAAUGAGACUAUGUGGAAGUUAGGAUCCGCCUCUCUAAGAAUGUCUAAAUUAAUGACUUGUUAAUAAAAAAAAUCUUUCAGGCAAGAAUGUCAACCUGUGACUAGCGCACCACUAGAAGAGGCCCAGUCAUAUGUUUUGUGUGUGUUGUUGACAUUUAAUUUCUGUGUUUUCAUUCUUUCUAAAUAGCCUUUUCCCGUCGCCUUACUGGACYUGAAUCAGCCAGUUACUCACACACAGUACUCUUCCAAUCUAUCUACAACUCACUUCUAUUGUGUUGAUGUAUUGAAAUGGAAGAAUCUCUGACAACAUGCAGACUGCGAAGCAAUGAGGGUUCUGUGAUGUGAAAUGUUUAGAUGGUUGCGAAUUGAAAUUAAAGAURGAUUCUACUAUGGA